GCGCUGGGUCCUGGGUCGCGCGGGCUCGACGUGUGUUGACUAAUUAGCUGGUCCCGUGGGAGCGGUUGGGUCGUUACCCAAGAGGGAGAAAGAGAGAGCGCGAAAGAGAGAGGAUGUCUCUCUCAGAUUGGCACCUGGCGGUGAAGCUGGCUGACCAGCCACUUGCCCCCAAAUCUAUUCUUCGGUUGCCAGAGACAGAGCUCGGCGAAUACUCACUGGGAGGCUAUAGUAUUUCAUUUCUGAAGCAGCUCAUUGCUGGCAAACUCCAGGAGUCUGUUCCAGACCCCGAACUGAUCGAUCUGAUCUACUGUGGCCGGAAGCUAAAAGAUGAUCAGACCCUUGACUUCUAUGGCAUUCAGCCUGGGUCCACAGUCCAUGUUCUGCGCAAGUCCUGGCCUGAGCCUGAUCAGAAACCGGAACCUGUGGACAAAGUGGCUGCCCUGCGGGAGUUCCGGGUGCUGCACACUGCCCUGCACAGCAGCUCCUCCUACAGGGAGGCGGUCUUUAAGAUGCUCAGCAAUAAGGAAUCUCUAGAUCAGAUCAUUGUGGCCACCCCAGGCCUCAGCAGUGACCCCAUUGCUCUUGGGGUUCUCCAGGACAAGGACCUCUUCUCUGUCUUUGCUGAUCCCAACAUGCUUGAUACGUUAGUGCCUGCUCACCCGGCUCUGGUCAACGCCAUUGUCUUGGUUCUGCACUCGGUGGCAGGCAGCACCCCGCUGCCGGGGGCCGACUCCUCUUCCCGGGGCAUGCCCUCCAGCUCGUACCGGGAUAUGCCAGGUGGCUUCCUGUUUGAAGGGCUCUCUGAUGAUGAGGAUGACUUUCACCCAAGCGCCAGGUCCACGCCCUCGAGCAGCACACCCAGCUCCCGCCCAGCUUCCCUGGGGUACAGUGGAGCUGCCGGGCCCCGGCCUAUCACCCAGAGCGAGCUGGCCACCGCCCUGGCCCUGGCCAGCACUCCAGAGAGCAGCUCUCACACGCCAACUCCUGGCACCCAGGGCCAUUCCUCAGGGACCUCCCCAGUGUCAUCCGGCGUCCAGUCAGGGACGCCCAUCACCAAUGAUCUCUUCAGCCAAGCUCUACAGCAUGCGCUGCAGGCGUCCGGGCAGCCCAGCCUUCAGAGCCAGUGGCAGCCCCAGCUGCAGCAGCUGCGUGACAUGGGCAUCCAGGAUGAUGAGCUGAGCCUGCGGGCCCUGCAAGCCACUGGGGGGGACAUCCAAGCGGCCCUGGAGCUCAUCUUUGCCGGAGGAGCCCCAUGAACUCCCUGCUCUUCCUGAGCCCCCAGCAAACUGCCAAGGCCGCUGCCCAUGGGAAGCACUCUGGAAGGUGCCCCAUCCCUCCUCUCCCCAAUACACCUGAUGGUCGACCUUCUGCUUUGCCCAGUGCUUGGCCUUUCUGGCUGAUGUGAGCUGGUAGAGGCAGUGGGGCAAGCAUGGUGUGCAGGUUUUGGUGCCGUGGCAUCAGGGAGCACAGCUGGUCCCUGCUUCUGGGCCCUGGGUGGAGAAUUUUAGAUCCACAUCCUGAGAUGCUGCGUGAUGCCCACACUGGUUUUUUGGCAGAAGUUUCCAGUGGUAGCCCCCAGAACCUUUGGUGCUUUGGGUGUGGCAUCCUCAGGAUGUGCCCAAGGACUGCUGCCCAGUCUCCAUGUGGCUGCUGUGUUACAGCUGUGGCCAGAAGAGGCUGUGCUUCUGAGGUGACCGGUCUCAGGAGGGGCCAGGUGGACUUCCGGAGCAGCAGGUCGGGGAAGCUCACCCUCCACAUCGCUCCCUCUCCCAAAGGCUUUCAAAAGAUUCCUUGUCCCUCCCCUGGCCUAGUCUCACCAGGCACUGUUUGAUGCCUGUUCUGUAAUGAUGCCAGAAUCCAGGCCUCAGAGCCGUGCCAGGAGGCAGGGCCCUCUUCUCUCUCCUGAAAGCGUAAAUACAAGAGCAGUUAAAUAACAAUACUAAACAACACCAACACAAACAGGGCCCAGCUUUCAUACUGAAGAGAGGCCACGAACCCCCAAGCUGCUGCUCCAUCUGCCCGAGCUCUCAUUCCCCUGGCACAGUGUUCCCUGGUGCGUCUCAGACAUGUCCAAGUUGAGCGAGUGGGUUUCAUGUAUUUUGAAUACUUUGUCAGGAGAAAAAUCCUUCAGCUGGUGUCUCGGUGGGAAGUUGCUCAGAGGUCUGCUCCUGCUGUGUCCCUUUGCCAGAGGUUUCAUCCACAGCAUCCACAAUCACGGUCAUUCGUCUUCUGCUUGUCACCCCCUGGGACAAAAGGUUUACUGUUGAUAAGGACUGCCUACUCUGUCCUUUGUUCCCCAGAGCGUUUACCCCUUGGCCCCCUUUCUGUCUUGAGGGACCACACAGAACAGGCCUGCUCCCUCUGCUCUGUGAGCUGGGCUCUGUGAGUUCAGGAGAGUGGUAGCAAUUCACUUGCCCUUUGACCUGUCCUCCUGGUUUUGGUCUCCAGCACGUCCUGUUCCUCUCUCUGGAUGACCACCAGUCUAUCAGUGAUACUCUUAAAGAGAGGUACUUGGGAGGCCCCACUAUUCCAGAUAUGGCCUGGACGGCAGGCCAUAUCUGGAAUAGUGGCCUGCCAGAAAAUGUGAAGUCUCCACAUUUCCCUCUCCAUCCUAGAGUUAACGUUGAGGGGUGUUUGCAUUGGCUGAAAAGACUCAGAGCUCACCAGGCUUCUAGGUGCCAGGCCUCGUGGUGCCUCAGUGGUCUGCCUGGAACCCAGCUGCCUCUUCGUGGUCGGGAGCAAAGACCAGGAAGUGCUGUCUUUGAACCUGAUGUCUCUGGUUUGUGAUGGAAACGAAGGCCAGUUCCAUCCUCACAGGCCUGCCGUGGUCAAAUGGGGCUGACACAGCCCUUCCCGUCCCCGCGAUACAGCCUGCCUAGAGCUGAUUUCCAUUCUGUGGCAACUUGCAGCCUGCCCCCAGGGACUGUGCUGGGGCUCCUUAACUCCCCCGGCCCAUUAUGCUGCGAAACUCUUGGGUAACCUUGCCCUGUCCCUGGAACUGACUCCCAAAUACCAAAUAUACUGUUUCCCAGAAUUGAACUGUCCCCACGAUUUCCCU
This is a messenger RNA of Mesoplodon densirostris (Blainville's beaked whale), 3058 nucleotides long. Its product is annotated as ubiquitin-like protein 7. Gene Ontology annotation, biological process: ubiquitin-dependent protein catabolic process. Gene Ontology annotation, cellular component: cytosol. The transcript is spliced from 11 exons. NCBI's taxonomy places the organism in Eukaryota, Metazoa, Chordata, Mammalia, Artiodactyla, Ziphiidae. Bases 114 to 1256 code for a protein of 380 amino acids. Gene Ontology annotation, molecular function: polyubiquitin modification-dependent protein binding. The record is from RefSeq and is a predicted model, not a curated record.